AAACCCUAAUUCCAUCUAAAUCAUAUAUUUUUGUGGAUCUAUCGUGCCGCCCAAAGAAUCAAAUCUCUGCUACUGCAUAGUAAAAGAGAGAAAGAGCGACAAUGGAGGCAGCAAGAACAGUUAAGGACGUUUCCCCUCACGAUUUCGUCAAGGCUUACGCCGCCCACCUCAAGCGCUCCGGCAAGAUUGAGCUUCCUUCAUGGACUGAUAUUGUCAAGACCGGCAAACUCAAGGAACUUCCUCCAUAUGAUCCUGAUUGGUACUAUAUCAGAGCCGCUUCCAUGGCGAGGAAAAUAUACCUGAGGGGAGGUCUUGGUGUUGGUGCCUUUAGAAGGAUUUACGGUGGGGCUAAGAGAAAUGGAAGCCGUCCUCGCCAUUUCUGUAAGAGCAGUGGAUCUGUUGCUCGCCACAUUCUUCAACAAUUGCAGAACGUUAACAUCAUUGAUAUUGAUCCUAAAGGUGGUAGGAGAAUCACAUCGAACGGCCAACGCGACCUGGACCAAGUAGCCGGAAGGAUUGCGGUUGCCAUCUGAGUAACUUUUAAUCCCGAAAUUUACUUGUUUUUGCUGUUAAGCAAUUUUCAUUUUAGGUACCGAGAGAGUGAAGACAUGGAAUAUUUUUAUUUUAGGGUUUGUUGACUUGUUCUGUCUUUAUCACCGUCGAUUUUGAACCUUCUUGAUGAAAACUCGAAUCUUUAAA
Gossypium arboreum is the source of this 699-nucleotide messenger RNA. RefSeq names its product 40S ribosomal protein S19-3. The transcript is spliced from 4 exons. Gene Ontology annotation, biological process: ribosomal small subunit assembly; translation. Gene Ontology annotation, molecular function: structural constituent of ribosome; RNA binding. Bases 102 to 533 code for a protein of 143 amino acids. The record is from RefSeq and is a predicted model, not a curated record. Gene Ontology annotation, cellular component: ribosome; cytosolic small ribosomal subunit. NCBI's taxonomy places the organism in Eukaryota, Viridiplantae, Streptophyta, Magnoliopsida, Malvales, Malvaceae.